Erpetoichthys calabaricus (reedfish) is the source of this 1404-nucleotide messenger RNA. RefSeq names its product cell growth regulator with RING finger domain protein 1-like. The coding region runs from base 9 to 1010 and encodes 333 amino acids. The record is from RefSeq and is a predicted model, not a curated record. NCBI's taxonomy places the organism in Eukaryota, Metazoa, Chordata, Cladistia, Polypteriformes, Polypteridae. Gene Ontology annotation, biological process: negative regulation of cell growth. The transcript is spliced from 6 exons.
GCCUAGUCAUGGCAGAGGGGUUCAUGAUCAUGUUGUAUGAGUAUUCACCAGAACUUUGCAUUUUCAUUGUGUCGAUCUGUUUUGUUAUCUCUAUUGCAGCAGUGCUUAGCUGGUUUGGUUUUGGUAUACCGGGAAUUUUACAAAGUUUUGAAGACAGUGAGUCAAGUCUGCAAAUUCCUGAAAGGAGAAUGAUGAGAGUGAAAAACCCAUUUGCACUGGAGUUAAACAGCACCACAUCCUCUUAUUCAGGAGGGGUGAGGCUGAGGCACCACUGUCUGGAGAACUGUGUACUCACCUGUUACUGGGGCUGUGCUGUCCACGGUUUGCAGAAGGCACUCUGGGACCAUGAGCAGGGCGUCCUCAUUACAACACCCCUGCAAUUUGAGCAGGCUCUACGUGGCUCAUACCAACACCGCAGCACUUUGUUCAUUGAGAAGCGAGAACGCUCAGAGAUUCUGUGCCGGCUGCCUGGAGAUUCGAGUGUCCAGGAUGCGGGAAGUCUUUCAACAGCACGUUAUCCCUUUGUAGCUCUGCUGACACUGGAGCAGCCUGACAAGAGAGAGCUUUAUGAAAUUGUUGCCAGUGUGUCCGUAAUUCACAUCUCUCAUGAGAAUUUCAGACUACCCUCUAGGCUUUUGUACCAGUAUCUGCUGACCGCACAAGGCCACGUUUAUGACCUGAAGCAGCUCUUCAUGUCAGCCAACCAUAGAAGCCGAGCAGAGGAUUCUGACUUGUUUUGCAAAGGGAAGGAACAGCAGCAGGAAGGAGAUGAAAGGGCAACCACAGCAACUGCAGCAUCCUCUUCAGAGGAAGAAGGCAGCGUCAGAGGAGAUCGGGAUUGUGUGGUUUGCCAGAAUGCCCCUGUCAAUCAAGUGCUGCUGCCAUGCCGGCACACGUGCCUGUGCGACAGCUGUGUGGAGCGCUUCCACCAGUGUCCAGUGUGUCGGGCAAAUAUCUGGGAGUCCUUUGCUCUGUACCAAAAGACACUGCACUAUGGGGACAGAGCUUGAGAACAAGGGGAAACAGGCCGCUGUGCUCCUUAAGGGAAUGGAAAACCAGUUGGCAUAGUGGUUACAGUGAGCGUAAUGUGACCUCCUUUCAUUAACUGACACAAAGGUGCAGGGUACCAACCUUGUCGAAUAAGUCAUCGUAGAUAUCAUGGGUGGGGACAAUGACCAUAACAGGGUAAUGGAUACUAGCCAUAUACAAAAGUAUGUACAGCUCCUGAAAUGUUUUUUCUCUUCUAACAUACGUAAAAACAUCAAGGUUUGAUCUUCAUUUAAACAUUAUCUGUGGAUAAAGGUGAUGUAAACAUGGCUUGAUGCUUGUUAUAUGUUGUAGUUCCUGGGAUUAUUAAAAAAAAUGCAAGUUUUGCAUGCAGAAAAGUAAGUACACCCCGCCAUU